AUGUCCAAGGAAGGUGGAGAUCUCAACCAAAUGGCCAAAGAUGGCACAAGCAUUCCUGGCGAUGCCGGAAAGCAGAACACGAUCCCGUCGGUGCCGAACCCAGAGCAGAGGUCACAGCACGCCGCAGGUGGCAUCGGCGCGACUUCCCUGCACAGCGCCGCCGACAAUCCGAUUGGGGGAGGGAAAAACGCUGACGACAAUGCCGUAACUGCUAGCGGACAUGCGGUGCCGCAAUCGACCGCAGCUAAACCUAGCGGUAGCGGCGGGAAGGAGCGGGAUCCUGAAAGGUUCCGGACAUUCUAG
Annulohypoxylon truncatum is the source of this 303-nucleotide messenger RNA. RefSeq lists its product as uncharacterized. NCBI's taxonomy places the organism in Eukaryota, Fungi, Ascomycota, Sordariomycetes, Xylariales, Hypoxylaceae. The transcript has 2 exons. The coding region runs from base 1 to 303 and encodes 100 amino acids. The record is from RefSeq and is a predicted model, not a curated record.